This is a messenger RNA of Parnassius mnemosyne (clouded apollo), 1647 nucleotides long. Lineage: Eukaryota; Metazoa; Arthropoda; Insecta; Lepidoptera; Papilionidae. The record is from the annotation of a GenBank genome assembly.
UUGCAACUCCGUGGUUUCGUUGAAUGUAAUGAUAUCAUAAGCCCUAUUGAAGUAUUAUUAAAUUCAAAUUUUGCUAAAGUCGAAUCUUUGUCGUAUAUAGUUUCUACCGAGAAACAAACAAGGCAUAAACGAGCUUUAGAAUUCGGUGGAGAAUUUUUGAAAUUCUUUUUUGGAACUCUAGAUGCUGAUGAUGCACGAAAGUACGAUGCAGCCAUUAGCGCUUGUCAAAAUAGCGAAUCCGAACUACUAAAACUAAUGAAGGAUAAUAUCCACAUAAUUCAAUCGUCUAUUAAUGUUUUUAACUCAACAAUAUAUAAACUAAAUAUGAAUGAAAAUAAAUUAAAUUCUCAAAUAAAUUCUUUAAAUAUUGUGUUAUCCCAAAUUGUCAAAAACAAUGACCAAUUAUCACACAUCUCUAAAAUAUAUGCUUUACUUAAUAUAAUAGAAAGCUCUUUGGCCACUAUUUCUAAUUUCUUAGAUAAUGUACUAAACUCUAUCUUAUUUUCUAAGCGACUAGAUUUUCCAAUACCAUUAACGGUUGAAAAUAUACAUACUCUGAUAGAUAUUUCAAAACUCACAUCUUUCUAUUAUAAUCAAAGAAUAAUUUUCAUAUUACGCAUACCACUGAUUUCUUCUUUAAGGUUCACUUUAUACAAAUGCAUACCCUUACCAACUCCUCAUAAUCCUAGUAAUCCUAAUUCUUUCGCCCUAAUUCAAGCCACCAAGCCUUAUCUUGGAAUAACAGAAGAUAGACUUAGUUAUAGUUUGUUAGAUAAUUUAAAUGAUUGUAAUAUUAUCAGUAAUGAUUAUUCUAUAUGUCCUUUAAUUUCUAUAUUUUCCACAAUAAAGAACCCAUCUUGUGAAACGAAAUUGUUAACUGAAGUAACGUUAUCCUUGCCAUCUCAAUGUAACUCUAAACUUUUAUAUGGACAAAUCGAUGUAUGGUAUAAAAUAAGUAAUAAUAAGUUUAUCUAUGUACAAUCUGAAAAAUGUAAAUUAACUAUAAAAUGUAAUAAUAUAAUACAAGAUUUUACUAUUUUAGGAACAUGUAUCCUAAGUUUAAAUGAAAGCUGUAUUGGUUUUUCUAAGACAAUUCAAUUAUCACCAUCUACAAUUAAAUCUAUUAAAAUUGAAAAUAAAAUGAAUUUAAACUUUAAUAUUAUAGAAGACGAUUGUUGUAAUAAGGAAGUUUUAAAUAAAUCGAUUCCCUACUUAUCCCCUAUAUCUCUAACUAGCCUAGACAUGGACGCUCUAAAAUAUUCUUAUCACUCCUUAAACAACUUAGAAAGUGAGAUCAAUAAGGUUCAAGAACAAUCUCACAUUAUUAAAUAUGGUAAUUACUAUUCAUCGUUUACAUACUUCUUGAUCAUUUGUUUUAUUUUAUAUGUUUCCUAUAAAAUGUUUUGUUACUUUAUUAAGAGAAAUAACGAUUCUUGCUGUUGUAUACAAAUAUUUAAUCAGUGCAAUACACGACGAAUUGUUAAACACAAAUCAAAGGUUAGUAAUUCUAUUGAGUUAAGUGAAGUCUCAUCAUCAGACGACGAUAAAAAGGAUUCUAUAUCUUUAUCCAACAUGCCAGUGCAAAAUCAAAUGAAAAGAACAUUUGGUAAAUUCAACUUAUCAAAUCGAAACUUAUGUAAUAAUUAA